Mangifera indica (mango) is the source of this 342-nucleotide messenger RNA. RefSeq names its product type I inositol polyphosphate 5-phosphatase 8-like. The record is from RefSeq and is a predicted model, not a curated record. Bases 1 to 342 code for a protein of 113 amino acids. The transcript is spliced from 5 exons. Lineage: Eukaryota; Viridiplantae; Streptophyta; Magnoliopsida; Sapindales; Anacardiaceae.
AUGGGACCCAUUUUCGUCUUCAUACUGGGAAUUAGUGUUAAGAUUUACAACGGUCCUUUUCUUUUUCAGUCUUGGAGGCCAAAAUUAGUGGUCCGAAAAUGGCUCAAUAUACAGAGUGGGGCGGACGAGUUUCAUUCCGAUUAUGCAAUUAAAGGUAAAACUACGAGAAGGAAAAGCUGCUCAGACGACGAUUAUUACGUCUUCGUACAAGAUGAUUUCUCAGGAUGGAUGACGGCCGCUACUACUGGCCUUAAACAGUCGACGACCCUGCCAGAGGCGCCCGCCGAAAAUCUCAAUCUCAAUCUCAAGCCAAAUGAGAUUUUCCUUCUAUUAAAUGGCUGA